GUGCUCGCCUCGUUCCAUUCCAUCCAUCACACCUCGUAUUACUACUCUAUCCCAAUCAUUGUAAAACAACAGUGUUUUGCUGGUACGAUAGGCGACAGAGAUGACAUCUUCGUCCUCGAACGUUGUUGGGGUUCACUACCGGGUGGGAAAGAAAAUCGGUGAAGGCUCCUUCGGUGUUAUCUUUGAAGGAACAAACCUUUUGAACAAUCAGCAGGUUGCAAUCAAAUUCGAACCGCGGAAGAGUGAUGCUCCUCAACUCCGAGAUGAAUAUCGCACCUACAAGAUCCUCGUUGGAUGCCCUGGCAUACCUAAUGUCUACUAUUUUGGGCAGGAGGGUCUCCACAACAUUCUCGUUAUUGAUCUCUUAGGUCCAAGUCUAGAAGAUCUUUUCGAUCAUUGCAACCGAAGGUUCACUAUAAAAACAGUUGUAAUGGUUGCAAAACAAAUGUUAUCGAGGGUCCAAACAAUCCACGAGAAAAAUCUUAUUUACAGAGACAUCAAACCGGACAACUUCCUAAUUGGGAGACCUGGCUCCAAGGCAGCCAAUGUGAUCCAUGUCGUCGACUUUGGAAUGGCAAAACAGUACAGGGACCCAAAAACAAAGCAGCAUAUUCCCUACCGAGAACGCAAAUCUCUAUCGGGAACUGCACGUUACAUGAGUAUCAACACGCAUCUUGGUAGGGAACAGUCACGCCGAGAUGACCUUGAAGCCCUAGGCCAUGUGUUCAUGUACUUCCUUAGAGGUGGUUUGCCAUGGCAAGGCUUGAAAGCUGCCACUAAUAAGCAAAAGUACGAAAAAAUUGGCGAAAAGAAACAGACAACUGCCGUCAAGGAUCUCUGUGAUGGAUAUCCAGAGGAGUUCAACAAGUACCUUACCUAUGUUCGAAACCUCGGUUUCGAAGAUACUCCUGAUUACGAUUAUUUGCGCGAUCUCUUCACUCAAGCAUUGAAGAAUACAGGGGAAGUGGAAGAUGGGGAGUAUGACUGGAUGAAGCUGAACGGAGGUCGAGGUUGGGAAGCCUCUAAGUCUUACCCUGCCCAACACCACUUGCACACCGGCAAUGCAAUGCCGAAUUCAUCUGCUCGGGAAAUUCAUGGUGCUUCAGCGGCAAGAGGCCCUCAUCCUCAAAGACCCGGAAUUACCGCUGACCGUUUAAACGCCGCGCAGCCCCCGCCCCCAUCUCCUGCGAAACCAGGAGCUGGGAAACCAGCGCGAGAGCGGCCAAACGCAUCAGGCGGGCCGCAAGUCAAGCGUCAAAACGGAGCGGCGGGGGGACUCGAUGCAACUGCAGCAGCUUCAACGCAGGCUCAGUUUCAGAAUUCAAAUGCACAUCUCCCGGGCCGGAUCAGCAACCCGGUCAAUAGCACGAUGAACAAUCCCCAGGCUCAACCAGCGCGGAGAACCCCUGAACCUGAGCCUACCUUUGUGCAGAAAGUGAUGAAAGCAUUGUGUUGUGGUUGAAUUUCCAGCCCAUCUAACAAAAUAAUCCUGAUUCGACAACAUGUUACUGUGGGAGUUGAUCGAAAGGCUCCUUAUCCCAUACAUCUAUGGAGCCUUUUCCUCUUUCGCUUGUUUCCUUUUUUUUUUCCGCGGGAACACGUUUUAACGACACGGCCGACGACGGAUUCAAAAUCUCAGUUCACCUUUUUAAUUUCUGGAGCGCUUUUCUUUCUCGUAUUACUUAUAUUAAUAUCUCGACCUCCGUUACGAACAUCUUGGAGGGAUAAUACCUGAACUCUCGGCAUGAUUACCUAGAGUGUCUAUCUCGUCCCCCGUCCAUUCCAAAUCGAUUCAACCCCGGUUACUCUCCGCGCAGUUACGCGAUACAAAUUCUUCUCAACCUCUCUCCCAGCUUUUCAUGUUUUCCCUUUGGCGUAAAACUUGAAUAUCUUCAGCCUGUCUUUGUCUGAGCGUCUCUCAGUUUUCGGAAUAGACUAUCGCCCAAGAUUCCGACCAGAAAAUGAGUCAUGCGGCCCUGUACCUUGCAUAUUCCGUUAUUUCGGCGAUAUACACAUAUUCGCAUGAGUUGCUGGAAAGUGCAGAGGCAUUUUUAGCUGGUGGACAAGGCGAUGGUUCCAUUUUACCGGCGAAUUCUAUCCCUCGUGUGCCAUUCUCUCAAAGGUCGGGUUGAGAAGUCGAGAACGAUAUCAUAUGGGAGGGUGAUAGUAAUGAACUGAUUUAUCAAGAGUCCAAUGUCAUGCAUCGUUCACUUUGUGUUUCCAUACCCGCGCCUGACUCUAGCAGUUUUUUCUUUUUGACUUUUUCCUUUUUCUUGUUUUGUUUCAUUUGUUCUAUUGGCGUCGUGCUGGGUUGCCACCGUAUAUCUGUUGUUUGUUCCUCUUUCAACUCUCCAUGUAAGUCUUUUUUGGCCUUUUGAUUGAUGAAGUAUCUCCGAGUAGAAUAUUGUACGUAGAGCAGCGGACCUCAGUGAGCGAAGUACUUCUAGCAAACUUACCCGGUUAAUAUUGUCCAAUAUAUUCAAUAACAGGAG
Coccidioides posadasii C735 delta SOWgp is the source of this 2492-nucleotide messenger RNA. RefSeq names its product casein kinase I (gene YCK1). Lineage: Eukaryota; Fungi; Ascomycota; Eurotiomycetes; Onygenales; Onygenaceae. Gene Ontology annotation, molecular function: protein serine/threonine kinase activity; ATP binding. The record is from RefSeq and is a predicted model, not a curated record. Gene Ontology annotation, biological process: peptidyl-serine phosphorylation; signal transduction; endocytosis. Gene Ontology annotation, cellular component: cytoplasm; nucleus.